UUGGCCCUUCUCUCUCUCUCUCUCUCUCUGUCACUCUCUCUCUCUCUUGAUUUCUCUCUCUUGACUGCAUUCCCCUCUCCCAAGUCUUGUGCUUCAAUUCUAGUCAGCUUGUAUUGAAUUUCCCUUCAGCUGGAGUCGAACCAUCAAUCAAAAGAAUAUAAAGGGUCCCUUGUUUUUGUUUAGAUGUAUAUACAUACAUACAUAUAUAUAUAUAUAUAUAUAUAUAUAUAUAUAAAUAAAUAUAUAUAACACUACUACUAUGUGUAUAUUUAUGGUGAUGAUUUUGAAUUGGGGUGUUUGGUGGAGGUGGUAAUAAACCUGAUAGUGUGUUGUGUCUGUCGGCGCAAGGUCACUUUCUGUCGGCAUUGUCUGUAUCCACUAUCCAACGAUGAUACACUUCUGAGAGAAAGAAAGAGAGAGAAAAAAAAGAGUAUUUUUUUCUUAAUAAAAGUACAACGAAGAUAGAGAGGUUUUAGUUUUACUUCUGGGUUUUCAUUGCUUACAGAGUGGCAUUACCUUUCAGGGAGCAUAUUCAUAUCAGCCCUUGACCUUGUCUUUGGAGCCAAGCCAAACUGAGACUUCAACAAGAGUUUCUUCUGAUCUGAAGGGUCUUUUUUUAAUUUUUAUUUUUUGGUUUUUGAUUUUGAUGCUCCAAAACCCCACUUUCCAUAUUUGCAUCUUGUGUGGAAAGCCUUGGGUUUGGUUGUGAGAUUUGUGUUUGAGAGGGUGGAGAAUUGGUUCAUAUGAGGGAAGAAGGUGGAGGGGUUUUUUGGGUCAAUCUUGAUUUCCGUGAGUGGCAUUGGAAGCUCCUUCAAAGUGUCAUUGGUAAAUGAAGCUCAGGCUUUCUGAGAUCCUGCCUCAUUAUUUGUCUCGUGAUAUAGGUCUGGAGAUUUGACAAAAAAGUUUCAUGUAUAAUAAUAAUUCAUAUAAAUUUGUACAGCAUAAGUGAAGGGAUUCCCACACCAGAUGUCAAGUACUCUUGCAGCAAUAUUUGGAGGAGCUGCAGGAGCCGUGGCAUUGGUAGGGAUUGCUAUAAUACUUAUAUGGUUUUGUUUGUCUCGCCAAAGGAAUGUUUCUAGGACUUCAGAGACAGGGUCCUCUGAUCCUUCCCAAGUAGGAAGGCAUGGUGCAAUGGAGUUGCCUAUACGAGAUACUAGGCGGUUUGAGAUGGAAGAACUAUCUCUGGCCACAAAAAAUUUCAGUGACAAGAAUUUGAUUGGAGAAGGGAAAUUUGGAGAGGUAUACAAGGGUUUACUGCAAGAUGGGAUGCUUGUAGCUAUCAAAAAACGCCGUGGACUUGCUAGUCAAGAAUUUGUUGAUGAGGUACGCUAUCUCUCAUCUAUUCACCACCGAAAUCUUGUCAGUCUUUUAGGCUACUGCCAGGAGAACAAUCUGCAGUUUCUUAUAUAUGAAUAUGUGCCUAAUGGAAGCGUCUCCAGUCACUUGUAUGGCGCUGGUCAACAACCGCGAGAGAAGCUAGAAUUCAAGCAUAGACUUCCAAUAGCUCAAGGUGCAGCUAAAGGUUUGGCUCAUCUUCACUCUUUGAGUCCCCGUUUGGUGCAUAAGAAUUUCAAAACAGCUAAUGUUCUUGUGGAUGAAAACUUCAUUGCUAAGGUGGCAGAUGCUGGACUUCGCAAUUUUUUGGGGAGAGUUGACAUUGCAGGCUCCUCUUCUCAAGUGGCAACAGAUGAAAUAUUUCUUGCAUCAGAGGUGAGAGAGUUCAGACGAUUUUCUGAAAAGAGCGAUGUAUACAGCUUUGGGGUGUUUUUGCUGGAGUUGUUAAGUGGGAAACAAGCAACAGAAUCACCAUUUCCGGACUCUAAUCAAAAUCUGGUUGAAUGGGUGCUAAGUAAUCAAGACCGUGGCAUGAUGUCUUACAUCAUUGAUAGAAGAUUGGAGAGUAGUUUUACAGCUGAGGGAAUGGAAGAGUACAUCAUGCUCAUAAUUAGAUGCUUAGAUCCUUCAAGUGAGAGGCGACCUGCCAUGAGCUAUGUGGAAAUGGAACUUGUUCGGAUCCUAGACAAGGAAAUGAACUUGACAACAAUCAUGGGAGAAGGAACCCCUACUGUGACUCUUGGAAGUCAAUUAUUCAAAUCAACAAAAUAAAAAUAAAAAGAGGGUAUUGUUGUCUUAAAUUGUUACGUAUUAUAUAUUAUAUACUAUAUUUGUGCAUUAUAUCUUUGCUUUAUUAUUUUUCCCCCUCGGUGCAUACCAGAGAAUAGGGCCAGCUGCUUCCUAAGUGUAUAAAGAGCAGUUGUAUCCCCUCUAUUCAUCCUCCCCCUCUAUUUUUCUUCUCUUUUUUUAUCAAUGGGCCAGUGAAAAGCUGUAUUCUUUUCUUUCUUUUCCUUUUUUCUUCCUGAUUUUUUCCUUCAUAAAUGUAUCAGAUCUCUUGUAAACCAUUAUUUGUUGUUAAUAUGACAGUGAAGAUUGGGUUGGUGUGGUUGACUGUAUCA
Glycine soja is the source of this 2453-nucleotide messenger RNA. Its product is annotated as putative serine/threonine-protein kinase. Gene Ontology annotation, molecular function: ATP binding; protein kinase activity. Gene Ontology annotation, biological process: protein phosphorylation. The transcript has 8 exons. Bases 967 to 2106 code for a protein of 379 amino acids. The record is from RefSeq and is a predicted model, not a curated record. NCBI's taxonomy places the organism in Eukaryota, Viridiplantae, Streptophyta, Magnoliopsida, Fabales, Fabaceae.